Molecule: messenger RNA, 1103 nt
Organism: Owenia fusiformis
Lineage: Eukaryota; Metazoa; Annelida; Polychaeta; Sabellida; Oweniidae
Source: the annotation of a GenBank genome assembly
CUCUUGCAACGCAUGGCUGUUUGUGAUUCCUAUCACUAACUCAACGAAAGUGAAGAACAUUUAAAAAUGUCGGAAACAGUCAGCUCUACUGACGUUAGUUCUAACACCAAAAAGGAAAACAAACAAGAAAUAGAGAUUAAAGAAAAGCACCCAGAUGUUUUAAAAUCAUCGUUUAGUAUUAGUAGUAUUUUGGGAUGCGAUAAAGAAGAGACAAGGUCAGAUGAAAAAGAAAAUGCUUACAAACUGUCAACGAACCAAACGGAUGAUUCCUCUACAAUUCAAAAACAAUCUGAAGAUUCUUCUCAACCAUCGAAUGAUGCAAAAAUAACAAUAACUAAUGAUAUAAGUGCGUCAAAUAAGCAGGGACUGACACACGCAGUCGAAGGAGUACCUCGGAGACCACUACACCCUGGCUUUCCACCUUUUAUAGAUCCACGAUUAUUGGUUGCUAAGGCCCCAUGGUUUCCAUGGAUACAACCCCAUCCGUAUCUUCACCUACCUGGAUUACAUCAAUCCACUGGCUCCCAUUCAUUGAACAGCCACCAGCUAACAAUAGGUGCAAGACCUGCCUUGCAUCCUGCUCUCUCGCCACACAAACCAACUCUCGAGUCACCUUGUCAGUCUCGCGAUGGUCAGGACCCGGAAGACAGUGAUAUGGAUGACCAAGAUGAUGGCGAUAUGAAACAGGUCGACGCGACGUCGGCUGCAGAAUCAAAAAUGGAACGCAAAAAGAAAACGAGGACAGUAUUUUCCAGAAGUCAAGUCUUUCAACUAGAAUCAACUUUCGAUAUGAAACGGUAUUUAUCAAGUUCCGAGAGAGCGAGUCUAGCGGCGUCGCUACAUUUAACUGAAACGCAGGUAAAAAUCUGGUUUCAAAACAGAAGAAAUAAAUGGAAAAGACAAAUUGCUGCCGAAUUAGAGGCGGCGAAUAUGGCGCACGCAGCCCAGAGAAUGGUGAGGGUACCCAUACUUUAUCAUGACAAUAUCCACCAGUCAUCUGGCACUUCUCCGCGUGUCACGACCCCUCAGUAUAACCCAAUGUAUCUACCGCUAGCCCAAAUCCGACCUAGCAUACAAUCCUCCAUGUAAACUUCCUAUAGAAA